AUGGCGUCUUUGCUCCCCUUGCUCCUUCUCGCGCUCCGUGCACAGGCCUACACUUCACGCCAUGUCGCCUUCGGCCGCGACGACGUCGAACAGAGGGCUGUAUUCCCCACUGCAAAGCAUGUCGUCAGCCUCAGCCAGACUGUGCCGCGACCAGCUAGCAAGGCCAAAGCGUUGCGCCAUUUGACGAGGCGUCCCGAGGCUGCUAACAGUACCAUUGUCACCGUAUCCGGUAGUGAUCAGGACGAGGAGUACCUCACGAACAUCACUUUCGGUACUCAAACGUUCCCGGUGAUCAUCGAUACCGGAAGCUCAGAUACCUGGCUCGUGUCUAAGGGCUUCCAGUGCAUCAGCUCCGAUGGUGACGAUGAACCGGAAUCGGAGUGCGACUUUGGCUCAUCCGGCUACGACGCAAACGCCUCGUCGACCUUCGUUGCGUACCCCGGCCAUAACUUCAACAUCGAAUAUGGCGACGGCGAGUUCUUGACUGGCGAUGUCGGCUUCGAGACGGUGACCGUCGGGGAUCUGACUGUUACGCAUCAGGAAGUCGGUGUGGUGACGACUGCGUUCUGGUUUGGCGAUACCGUCAGCUCUGGUCUCAUGGGACUCUGUUACCCGGGCUUGACUAGUGUCUUCAACACAACAAAUCCGGACGACGACAGCAGCUCUAACGCCGAGGAAUAUGAUCCCUUCUUUUUCACCGCCAUCAAAGAGGGCGCGGUCUCUCAACCGAUCUUUUCUGUAGCGCUCAACCGAGGCUCCGUUGCUGCUGAGGAAGGCUCCGUGGAGGACCCCAACCUGGGCUUCCUCGCCUUUGGUGGCAUCGCGCCCGUUGACGUCACAACCACCACUGUGACGGUGCCGAUUCAAGGCGAGCAGGUGUCCGCGAAGGACUCCGAGUUCUUCUUCUACACCGUCGACAUCGACUCAUACGUCUUCCCGGGUUCGGAUGCGCUUUCGACCUCAGGCCAGUCCAUCCUGGACACGGGAACCACCCUACUCUAUCUACCUACUCCUAUUGCAAACGCACUGGCAGCCGCAUUUGACCCUCCAGCGGUGUUCAGUGACGAUGAAGGCGCAUACAUCGUCGAUUGCAAUGCUACGGCCCCGGAGUUCUCGGUGGUCAUUGGUGGAGUCAGCUUCGCUGUUACCGCGGCUGAUCUCAUCUUACCCAUCGGCGCGGACGAGGAUGGUAAUCAAGUUUGCAUCUCGGGUCAUGACGACGGAGGACCCGAUGAGGACGGCAACAUCUUUAUCCUAGGCGACACAUUCCUUCACAAUGUUGUCUCCACGUUCGAUCUUUCCAACAACACAGUGACACUCACGGAACGCGCACCGUACUAG
Peniophora sp. CBMAI 1063 is the source of this 1341-nucleotide messenger RNA. The record is from the annotation of a GenBank genome assembly. Lineage: Eukaryota; Fungi; Basidiomycota; Agaricomycetes; Russulales; Peniophoraceae.